Messenger RNA from Symbiodinium sp. CCMP2456, 1044 nucleotides. The record is from the annotation of a GenBank genome assembly. Lineage: Eukaryota; Dinophyceae; Suessiales; Symbiodiniaceae.
AUGAUGCAUCACACGUCACACUUAUCACGACUAUGGCAACCAUUUCUCUUGCAGGUUGUCCUGUUGCUGUAUGCGAUGCCAGCGGACGUGCAGAACCCAGUCGCACUCAUCGUUUUCCAGUUGCCGGAUGAUGAUCGCGACGGGCGCGCUCAGGCCGCCACAGCAGCUUGCACUUCCGCGACAGACAGCGAAGAGCAGAACGCCUUCCUGCAGACGCCAGGACACGAUCAUGGUGCAACGAUGUCAUUGAUGACGAGCUUGAUCACGACGAACCCGGAAGCCGCGGUUUUGGUCCCUGUCAGCGCCACCGGCGAGAUGGACAUGCCAACCACCGUACCUGUUGUGGCGACUGCCGGCGCCGACGACGAAUGGGAUAUUUGCAAAGCUGCUGUUGCUGGCUUCCUGCGUGACAGGGGCGGGAACAUGCACAUCACGAAGGACUGGGCACUCGACGGAUCCCUUUCUCUCCAGAAGGUUGUCCUGCUGAACCUUGUGCGGCUGCGGGAGCUGCAGAUCGAGUACUGCCCGCUGCUUCGCAAGUCAGAAGACCUGGCGUUGUCUUAUGAGGUCAUUCUGGCCACAGGUCACCUGCUCAAGUGCCAGUGCUAUGCGUACCGGGCCAUUCACUUGGAGCGGGGUGGUGCGGAGGAGGUGCGCAGGGAGUGCCGCGGCGGCAGCUCCAGCGAGCCAAGUCGUCUGCUGCUGGGAGGGCGCUCGGCGCUCCCAGCGCUGCCGACGCCAAGGCAGAGGGCCACUGUGGAGGCCCUGCUUACCUGGAUGGCACGCUCUAGGAGUGGGUUGGUAGAUCACCACGGGGACUUCAACGAUGGUGCGGAGGAGGCGUCAGAAGCUCUCUUGGACACGAAUGGCACAAUGCAGAAGCCAUGUCAGGAGACGCAAGGCGAGUCGGGGCCCGAAGCCCAGAAGGCGUGCGGCGUGCAGCCUUCCGAUGCCGGCGCCCUAAAGUCUGGGCCCGUGGGCUGGCUCCGGAAGCUGCCGAAAGGAGAGGAGAAUCCCCCUCCCACGAAGCGCCGCAGAACCUGA